GCUUCAGAGCAAAUACACAGGGAAGCUAACAUCACUGUUUUACUACACUCAAAUGUAGGAAAACAAAGCAGAUAACUUGGCACACCAACAGAGUGCCCUUUGUUAUCUGCACUCAUCCAACCUGCCUACAGUCCUUGUGGGCUGUCUUCUGUGCACUCUUUUUGUAUCGGGCUUUGCCUCUUUUGGAGUACUCCCACAGAGGAUAUCAAGCAGAGUGGACCAAGAUGAGGACCUGUUUUCUGCUUCUGUUGGUUGCAUCAAUAGCCUUGGCAGAGUCUUUCCAUGGAAAACACCACAUACGUGACAAGCGGGAGCUUUUGCAGCGUGCCAAAAGAAGGUGGGUUUUGUCUACAAUUGAAAUAGAAGAGGAAGAUCCCGGGCCCUAUCCCAUUGAAAUUUCUAAGAUGUUUAAUGACCAGACGGCUAAUGAGGGGCAGUACUAUCAAAUCAGUGGAUCGGGUGUAACGGAGGAACCGCUGGAGACGUUCAAAAUCGACGCAAAAACUGGAAUUGUCUAUGCCCUUAAAUCUGUCGACAGAGAGUUUUUAAGUCUCUUUCACAUCAAAUUUGAUAUCUUCAGCAGUAUGACUGGCAAAACGAUAGACAAGCAACUAGCUUUUGAUGUACAAAUAAAGGACAUCAAUGACAACGCCCCAGUUUUUUCCCCCCCUACAAUGGAAGUCGACGUGCCAGAAAAUAUGCAAGAGGGAAAACCGCUAGUGAAUUUGAAAGCCGAUGACAUCGAUGACAGUGAAACAGAUAACUCAAAAUUCACCUUCAGCUUGGUCUCACAGAACCCAACUAUGCCUAAGAUUGAGUUGGAGCAGAGGGAGAGGGUGGCCGUACUCUCAUCUAAAGGAUGUUUCGAUUACAAUAAAGAAAAGAAGUAUGAUAUUAUUGUUCAAGCCAAAGACCACGGAACACCAUCCCUAACCUCCACUGCCCACGUUACUCUCAACAUUGUUGACACAAACAAUCAUCCACCGAUGUUCGAAAAGAAAGAGUACCAAGGUCAGGUGGAUGAAGCAAUCAUCAAGGAUGACAUUUUGAGAAUUGAUGUAGUUGAUAAAGACACUCCGAAUACUCCUGGCUGGCGUGCCAAAUACUCCAUCAUUUCAGGGAAUGAAGAUAGAAACUACAAAAUUGAUACCGAUCCCAUAACCAAUCAGGGCAUUUUAAGUGUUAUCAAGGGCAAGGAUUUCGAAAGGACACAUCUCGCUCAUCUGCGGGUUGAAGUACAGAAUGAGGAACCCUUAGUUCUUUGUAAAGACUAUAAAGUUGUUGACGCAAGCAAACAUCCAGCUCCAGAUACAGCCGACAUCACUAUCAAAGUGAUCGAUGUCAAUGACGCACCUGUGUAUGAGAGAGAAGUGGUUCACCUGUACAUGAAAGAAGAGGAAGAGCCAGGAAAGCAAAUUUUCACUCCAACGAUAACAGAUGCCGAAUCUGAUGCAGUCAGGCAUGUUGUGUUACAUGAUCCAGCUGCGUGGGUUGCCAUUGAUAAGACAACAGGAACACUCACAUCAACUCAAAAGAUGGACAGAGAGUCAUCUCAUGUUGAUGAAAAUGGCGUUUACAAAGUCCUCGUUGGUGCCAUAGAUGAUGGUGAGCCUCCAGCCACAGGUACAUGCACGAUCCUAAUCCACCUCAAGGAUGUUAAUGACAACAAACCUAGGCUGGUCAACAAUGGUGUCAUUUUGUGUGGAAACAAGGCUCAAAAGAUCAUAGUUGAAGCAACGGACAACGAUGACCCUCCUUUCAGUGGGCCCUUUGCUUUUUCCCUUGAGGAUGAUGACAAAACUGUAACGCAGCAAUGGAAACUAGACCCUUCUUUUGGUGAGCAAGCUGGGCUUAUUAGCCUGACACCCCUCCCAUAUCAUAACUACUCAAUCCAACUGUUGAUUCAAGACCAACAAAGCAUGGUUUCACGUGAAACUGUGGAAGUGAUGGUGUGUGACUGCGGAGAGGGCGUUGUUUGCAAAACCAGAGAUCCACUCAGUUCCAGCCUUGGGAAAGCAGGCAUUGGGCUACUCUUUCUAGGACUCUUAUUAUUUUUGUUGCUGAUCGCCGUUUUGGUGUGCAAUUGUAAUGCAACGAAUAUGGUCAUGGUGCCGGAAGAGGGCAACCAGACCCUCAUCAAGUACAACCAGGAAGGCGGGGGUUCUACUUGCCAGACGUCUGAUGUGGAUCAUGUAGUGCCCAAGAACACGAAAGUGUACAGUCCAGUGGUCGACAUGAUGAACCUGAACAUGACUUCAAUGGGCACGUGCAAUACAAGAGACACUUUCAUCAGCAAUGGAGGGCACACCAGGUACAAUACAUGGAAUACAAGCAGGACCAACACCUACAAGCCAAUGAGAGCUCACAACACUCCUCUCUCCGAACAGGGAGUCUCAUCAACACACAACCGCUCUUACAACCGCUCCUACAGCCUGUGGUCAAACGAUAACAUUGCAGGUCAAAUCGACAGGAGACUGUUCGUGAUUAAUGGAACCCAGGUGGACCACCCGGUGUACCCGCCUCACGAGUAUGCCUAUGAGGGACAGGGCAGCAAAUGCCCAUCACUGGAUAAGCUGUCACUAGGCAACCCGGGAGAAGAAUUGACUUUCCUGGAAGAUUUGGAGCCUAAGUUCAGGACCUUGGCAGGCAUCUGUGGACAGACAAUACAAGAAAAGAACAUAAAGCUUUAAAAAAAAAAAAAGAAACGGCACCGCUGGACUAAGAUUUUUUAUAUCAUUAAGCAUUUCAAAUCUGAUAUUGUUGCUAUAGACUGAUCUGAUUGGAUGUUUGGAGAAGGGGAGCACCACAAUGGUUGGAUUUUGUACUUGUUCAUUGUGGACUUGAAAACAGAUACAUUUAGAGCCAGAUGUUAUAUAUUGGCACCGAUCUGAGAAACAGGGAUUAUGUAGACAAGGCUAUUUUUUUUGUGCAUGCAGAUGGAAUGAAUGCAAUGCAAUGACUAUCAUGCUCUGAUGAUUUUCUAAGUUUACGUUUUUACAGUGACUGGGAGUGUUUGCUUGUUUUUUUUACUUUGUGUCUUUAGGAGAGAUGUGUUCUAAAAAAAUGUAUAUCUCUUGAGGUUAUGUCAGGGAAGUAAUGUUUUUUUAAUGUCUAAAUUGCAAAUAAAUCUUUGGAAACCAGAA
Eleginops maclovinus (Patagonian blennie) is the source of this 3143-nucleotide messenger RNA. RefSeq names its product cadherin 26, tandem duplicate 1 (gene cdh26.1). The record is from RefSeq and is a predicted model, not a curated record. The transcript has 18 exons. Gene Ontology annotation, molecular function: calcium ion binding; cadherin binding. Bases 225 to 2690 code for a protein of 821 amino acids. Gene Ontology annotation, cellular component: adherens junction; plasma membrane; catenin complex. NCBI's taxonomy places the organism in Eukaryota, Metazoa, Chordata, Actinopteri, Perciformes, Eleginopidae. Gene Ontology annotation, biological process: adherens junction organization; multicellular organism development; cell-cell adhesion mediated by cadherin.